Molecule: messenger RNA, 1056 nt
Organism: Cordyceps militaris CM01
Lineage: Eukaryota; Fungi; Ascomycota; Sordariomycetes; Hypocreales; Cordycipitaceae
Product: GNAT family acetyltransferase, putative
Exons: 1
Coding region: 1-1056 (351 amino acids)
Biological process (GO): mitotic sister chromatid cohesion
Cellular component (GO): NatA complex
Molecular function (GO): acyltransferase activity, transferring groups other than amino-acyl groups
Source: RefSeq, a predicted model, not a curated record
AUGUCACUUCCAUCCUCAAAGCUCGGCACCGCGCCUCACCAGCAAUCCAUACGCUCCUUUUUCCAACCUCCGAAGCCACCCACCUACGCCCCUCCUCCCUCCUCCACCACGACCACCCCUCCACAACCACCAACGCUGCCGCCAGCUCCCUUAUCACUGCCGGUGCCGCUCCCGUCAACCUCGGCCACGAACCCUUCCUUGCCGCCCAACGCCACCAUCCGCGCCGUCGAACCCGCCGAUAUUACCGCCCUGCGGCGCCUCAACGCCCUCCUCCUCCCCGUCGCCUUCCCCGACAGCUUCUAUGCCGCCGUCCUCGACCCUACGCUGUCGCACCGCCACUCGCGUGUCAUCACAUGGGCCGGCGACGGCAACGGCCUCCCCGAGGAGCCCAAGAUUGUCGGCGCCGUCGUUUGCAUUCCCGAACCACCGCCUGGCACCUCCCCCGAGCACAACCUCUACAUUCGCAGCCUCGGUAUCCUCGCGCCGUACCGCGGCAUGGGCCUCGCUGGCGCUGCCCUCGACGACAUACUCGCGCACACCUCGUCCGCGUUGACGAUCCGCAGCGUCACCGCGCACGUGUGGACCGAGAAUGACGUCGGGCUCGCGUGGUACCAGCGGCGCGGCUUCGAGCGCUGCGGCGACCCCAUCCACGGCUACUACCGCCGUCUACGGCCCGACUCGGCCAUACUCGUCUCGCGGCCCGUCCGCGCUGGCGCUGUUCUCCGCGCCGUGCACGCCCGGGACGCAAUGGCGGACGCGACAAUCAAAGCGCCGGCGGCCGUGAACCGCCCUCCCACCACGUCGGCCAAUCUCAACAGCGACGCACGCCCGCCGCCCCCGCGAGGUGGCUCAUACCAGAACCAGCGCUCCGAGAUGGAAUGGAACGACCUGCCCGUCGACAUGAUGGGUCUGCCGCCCCCACCGCGGCGGAACCUUGCGGGUGGGAGCGAACCUGGAUCGGGGGCGGUGUCGGGGGCGAGCUCGCGGAGCAGUUCCAGCGCGGCGCAGAGGAAGAAGCGCGACCGAUCUUACCCAUCGGCCGCCUUUGGUACGUAG